Messenger RNA from Prunus avium (sweet cherry), 1221 nucleotides. RefSeq names its product Putative AT-hook DNA-binding family protein. The record is from RefSeq and is a predicted model, not a curated record. Gene Ontology annotation, cellular component: nucleus. Gene Ontology annotation, biological process: vegetative to reproductive phase transition of meristem. Gene Ontology annotation, molecular function: DNA-binding transcription factor activity; minor groove of adenine-thymine-rich DNA binding. NCBI's taxonomy places the organism in Eukaryota, Viridiplantae, Streptophyta, Magnoliopsida, Rosales, Rosaceae.
GGGGAAGGCAAUUGACAUGAAGAAAAAGUCAGUUGGGAGGUAGCCAGUGAGAGGAGUGAUGAUGUUGGUUUUGAUAAAACUAGUGAUAAAUUUUGAGGUUGGUGGAGUAUCACUUAAACAUCUCCUAAUUCUGGAUCAUUCUUUCUGGUUUGCUUGAUAAAACUAUUGGUAGAAAUGUUGCUAUUUAAACCCACUUUCUGAACACAGCUCAUGGUGAAUCUCUGGUGAUUGCAAAACAGUGUGAGCUCCAACACUAAUGGCAGGAGGUGCAGAUCUACCAGUGCCUUCCGUUGUGUCCAAAACUGCAAUUGAUCGCAGCCAAGACGCUGAUAAAAGUAACAGCCACCACAGGCCUGGCAUUGAUGCAAUACUUAUGGCACCCAAGUUACCAAAGGCAGUGCCACCAAUUUCUGCAGCAGCUGAGGGGGAGAGUAUCCGGAGGCCACGUGGCAGACCGGCUGGUUCCAAAAACAAGCCAAAGCCGCCCAUCAUAGUCACCCGUGACAGCGCUAAUGCACUUCGUGCUCAUGCUAUGGAAGUAAGUUCAGGCUGUGAUGUGAGUGAAAGCCUAACCAACUUUGCAAGGAGGAAGCAAAGGGGCAUUUGCAUACUGAGUGGAAGUGGCUGUGUGACCAAUGUCACAUUGCGACAACCAGCUUCCUGUGGAGCAAUUGUGACCCUCCAUGGCCGGUUUGAAAUUCUCUCGUUGCUCGGGUCAAUCUUGCCCCCUCCAGCCCCUCCUGGGAUCACAGGCCUGACCAUCUAUCUAGCAGGGGCUCAGGGGCAGGUAGUGGGUGGGAGUGUGGUUGGUGCACUCAUUGCUUCAGGGCCUGUUGUGAUCAUGGCUGCAUCGUUCAUGAACGCUACUUUUGAUCGUCUGCCACUGGAUGAAGAUGAAGUUGCUGCAGCUUUGCAAAACCAACAAUACCAAAAUGGCCGUCACCACCACCUGGAUAGUUCGGAUUUAUAUGGACUUCCACCGAACCUGCUCACUAAUGGCAAUGUGCCCCCUGAGGUGUACUCCUGGGCAUCAGGCCGGACCAUGUCAAAAACUUAACAUGGUUCCAGCAAUGCAUGCCUCUAUUGAUCUGUGGCAUUAAUGUUCUUCAGAUGUACUGUUAUUGCCUUCACUGUAGCAUUAAGCUUUACUGAAACAAUUUCAAAUGCCUUUGUUUCUGCUUGUUUUUCUGUUAAUGUAUCUUUAAGUAUAUAAUCAUGUAA